GUGGAAUAUAAACGUUUCGCAGGCAGUUGUUUCAUCAAGAAAGCAACAUCAUCAGACAUCUGAAUUAUCAGCAAAACAGAAAAAAUCUCAGACAAUCAUCAGACUAAGCCUAGACUUCAUAUAAACAUGUCUUGGAGUGAUCUCUUCUACCCUGGAAAUCCUGAAAAAAGGGAGGCGCUUAUCCGCAAAAGUCAACAGUUUAUAGACCUGAUGGAAGACAACUUCACUGCUACCAAUGAUCUCGUUGACGUUCUUAAUGAGCACUUAAAAUGCUCCAUCAGUAAAGUCACCCUGGAUGUGAAAGCCACUCUAAAGCAGAACUGUGAGGUAUUAAUUCAAGCAAUCCGUAAGAUCCAAGAUGAGGUUGAGAAGAUUGAUAAGAGGCUGAAAGAAAAGCUUGAGCCAACUUUAUAUGAAAACUUGAAAAACAUGGAUUCGGCUCUGCCUCAGGACCUGGCCGUGUUUUCAACGGUUUCACGAAUUGUUACUGGUUCAACUGGGGCUGUAUCUGGUUUAGUCCUUAUUUGUCUUCUUAAAAAAGGAAUUAUUUUUAAAAGCUUAAUAUCCAAGAUUGGUUUACUUGCAUCAUCUGUAAUCGGAGGUCUUGUGAUUACGGUGGUAUUCAUGGGGAUUGAUAUGAUCGUUGGGGCCAUUAUAGGGAGCAUUGAGCGUGAUCAGCUUGUGAGAGCACUGAAAGAUUAUGAUGAUGCACUUAAUAAAUUCAAACCAGCAUCUAAACAAUAUCAGAAGAGCAUAAUGGAAGUCAGGAUCAGAAUACAAAUCAUGGACGGAAAAUAAUCUUUUGGAACCUUAUUUCAGUUAUCUUACAUUUUAACAUGCAGUGAUUUCAAUAUCUUAAUACCUGUUUUGUAAGAUAAAUUGGAUUGGAUCACCAUGAUCUAAUUGGAUUAUAACCAAAUCUGGAUUACUAGUGUUUUUAAUGAGAUCAUCUUUAAAUCCCAAUGUUGACUGCUACCUAUGUAAAAAUGUGGGUUGACUAAGUGUUUGAGACAAUCAAAUAAUACAAACAUAGCCUUUCUAUUUGAAGAAAACAAUUGUCUUAUGAAAACUCAUAUCAUGUGUUAACUUUCCAUUGAUUUUUUGUUGAUACUAACCAUACAAUUUGUUUCAUUUACAUAAUCAAUAAAGCUUCAACCACUUUUAACUAAACUCAAGAAAGAUUUGAAAAAAAAGACUUGGGUGCGUAUUUAUCAAG
Messenger RNA from Misgurnus anguillicaudatus (oriental weatherfish), 1216 nucleotides. The record is from RefSeq and is a predicted model, not a curated record. NCBI's taxonomy places the organism in Eukaryota, Metazoa, Chordata, Actinopteri, Cypriniformes, Cobitidae.